Seminavis robusta is the source of this 637-nucleotide messenger RNA. NCBI's taxonomy places the organism in Eukaryota, Bacillariophyta, Bacillariophyceae, Naviculales, Naviculaceae. The record is from the annotation of a GenBank genome assembly.
AUGAGAUUUCAUCCAGUUAUCGUCGUGCCAACCUUGGCCGUUCUGUUCAGCACUGCCCAUGGAUUUGUGACCCCAGCAAGCAGAAUAUCUCACUGCUCUCCUGUUGCUACCACCACCAGUUGGGCUCUCCAAGCGGUCGAUAUGAAAGAACGCGAGGCUUCAUUGGAAAAGCUCGCUGCUGUGGACGAACCUAUUCCAGAAUUCACGGAACUGGUGAAGGAAGAAGAAAACGAAGAAUUCAAAAAGGGAUUUUCCAUCAUCGCCCUGAUUACCUUUUUCAAUGCGUCACUGUCACCUGUCUGGCAUAUGGUCUACGAAGGAAAUGGUCCACCGCCAUUGUUCCUCAAUGCUGUUGUCAGCGUUGUGGCAUUUUUGGGUCUGGUGGCAGGUGGAUCUCUGUUGGACAACUCGGUAGAAUCCAUGUCGGCUUUGAAAGAUAAUCAAGAAGAAAAGUGGAGUGCCAAGAGUUUUCGUGGUGGAAUUGAAUUGGGAUUCUGGAAGGGAUUGGGUACGUCCAUGAUUUACGGAAUGGCCCUCACCACUGCGAACCACGGUGCCUUUCUCUUGCAGCUAACCACAUUGAUUGUACCUGUCCUGCAAGGACUUCGUGGCGCCGAGGAAAUCCCUCGUCAAAUCC